Molecule: messenger RNA, 3703 nt
Organism: Parasteatoda tepidariorum (common house spider)
Lineage: Eukaryota; Metazoa; Arthropoda; Arachnida; Araneae; Theridiidae
Gene: msk
Product: importin-7 msk
Biological process (GO): protein import into nucleus
Cellular component (GO): cytosol; nuclear envelope
Molecular function (GO): small GTPase binding
Source: RefSeq, a predicted model, not a curated record
UAACUGAAAACCUGGCAUCACUACUCUUAACAUGUGGAGUGACUGCGCGGGAGCAUGCGUGAUUAUGUAAACUUGAGCGUGGCCAUCUUACAUUUCUAAAACUGUGACUCACGUGAAUUUAGUGUAAAAUUUAUUUGCAAUAAUUGUAAAUAUUUUAAAAUUUCCUCAUCAUGGAUGCUAAUAAACUCACCGAAAUAUUACGUGCUACGAUUGAUCCUAAUCAAAGAGAAGCCGCUGAGAAACAGCUAGAGCAGGUACACAAAAUCAUUGGAUUUGCACCUUCUCUGCUACAAGUGGUCAUGAUGAAUUCAGUAGAGAUGCCGGUUAGACAAGCUGGAGUCAUCUAUUUAAAAAACAUGGUUGCUCAGUUUUGGCAGGAUAAGGAAGGAGAGCCUCUGCUUUUUACUAUUCAUGAGCAAGACAGAGCUAUGAUAAGAGAUUCAAUUGUAGAUGCCCUUGUUUAUGCAGCUGAUUUAAUUAGGGUUCAGUUGGCUGUGUGUGUUAGCAACAUUGUGAAACAUGAUUUCCCUGGAAAAUGGACUGGAAUUGUAGAUAAGAUCUCAGUCUAUUUACAAAUGAAUGAUAGUAAUGUCUGUAUGGGAGCAUUGCUGUGUUUAUAUCAACUAGUCAAGAAUUUUGAAUAUAAGGGUGCAGAGGAACGUACUCCUUUGAAUGAAGCUAUGAAUCUACUUCUUCCCAUGAUAUACCAGCGAUGCGUCCAGUUAUUAUCCGAUCACUCUGACAUAUCAGUCUUAUUGCAAAAGCAAAUUUUAAAAAUAUUUUUUGCUCUAGUUCAGUACUUUUUACCUCUUACAUUGAUUACCCGUGAAAUCUUUUCUCAAUGGAUGGAAAUUUUUCGCACUGUUGUUGGAAGGCCAGUUCCUGAAGUGAAGGAUACUACUUUAGAUGAAGAGGAAAUAGCAGACUUACCUUGGUGGAAAUGCAAAAAAUGGGCAUUGCAUAUACUAACUAGAGUUUUUGAAAGGUACGGUAGUCCAGAAAAUGUCUCAAAGGAAUAUCAAGAAUUUGCUGUAUAUUAUUUGAAAACUUAUACUGGAGGUAUUCUGGAAGUGUUGCUGAAAGUUCUUGACCAGUUUCGACAAAAGGUCUUUGUUUCGCCACGUGUCCUGCAAUUAACCCUAAAUUAUAUCAAUGAAGCGGUUUCACAUUCAUAUUCAUGGAAAUUACUCAAGCCCCACAUGCUGACUAUAGUGCAAGAUGUUGUUUUCCCCUUAAUGUGCAGCAAUGAAAAAGACGAAGAACUAUGGUCUACUGAUCCCCACGAAUAUAUUAGACAAAAGUUUGAUGUAUUUGAAGAUUUUAUUUCUCCUGUGACCGCUGCACAGACUCUCUUGCACUCAAUUGCCAAGAAGAGAAAGGAUAUGCUUCAAAAAUCUAUGGAGUUCGUUAUGACAGUUUUGACUAAUCCUGGUUCCACAGCUCAACAAAAAGAUGGUGGUCUUCAUAUGGUUGGCACUGUAGCAGAUGUUUUGCUAAAACGAAAGAUAUACAAAGAACAAAUGGAGAACAUCUUAGUUGCUUAUGUUUAUCCCUGUUUCCAAAGUGAACAUGGAUUCAUGAGAGCAAGGGCAUGUUGGGUAAUGCAUUAUUUUUGCUCCAUGAAGUUUAAACAUGAAGCCAAUUUGGUGACUGCUCUCUCUUUGACGCAGAAUGCAUUGUUAAAUGACAAAGAACUCCCUGUUAAAGUUGAAGCAGCUGUAGCUCUACAAAUGCUUAUAACCAAUCAAGACAAAGCUGAAAAACAUCUUGAACCACACAUAAAACCUAUUGCUCUUGAGUUGUUGAAAAUACUUAGAGAAACAGAGAAUGAUGAUUUGACGAAUGUGAUGCAAAAAAUUGUUUGUACCUAUACCCAGCAAUUAGUUCCUAUUGCUGUUGAAAUGACUCAGCAUUUAGCAAUGACGUUUACUCAGGUGAUAAAUAGUAAUGGUGAGGAGAGCUCUGAUGAGAAGACAAUCACUGCCAUGGGCAUUCUUAACACCAUGGACACUAUUCUUUCUGUUAUGGAGGAUCAUAGAGAUAUAAUGGUGCAUUUAGAACCGAUUGUCCUCAAUGUUAUAGGGCUUAUUCUCACACAAAGUAUUAUAGAGUUUUAUGAGGAGUCCAUGUCAUUGAUAUAUAGUCUAUCUUCAAAUUCUAUAUCGCCAGAUAUGUGGAAAGUAUUUGAACUGAUGUACCAAACAUUUUUAAAAGAUGGAUUUGACUUUUUCACUGAUAUGAUGCCAGCUCUCCAUAACUUUGUGAGAGUUGAUAGUCAAGCUUUUGUUAGUAAUGAAAACCACCUAUUAGCUGUUUACAAUAUGUGCAAGGCAAUAUUGAAUGGUGAAUCAGGUGAAGAUGCAGAAUGUCAUGCGGCCAAGUUAUUAGAAGUUGUCAUAUUACAUUGCAAAGGAAUGAUUGACCCUUGCAUUCCUUCUUUUGUUGAAUUAGUUCUAGGUAGAUUAACAAGAGAAGUUAAAACAUCAGAAUUAAGAACUAUUUUGUUACAGGUGGUGAUAGCAGCAUUUUAUUAUAAUCCUAAUCUUCUUCUGGAUACCUUAGAAAAAAUGAAUGUACCCAAUGCCACGGAACAUUUUGUACAGCAGUGGAUAAAAGAUGUAGAUUGCUUUCUUGGGUUGCAUGACAGAAAAAUCUGUGUGUUAGGAUUGUGUACAUUAGUAUCUACCCCUAUUUGUAAAACCAAAAUUAGCAAUGAUUGUUUGCCAAAGAUAAUUCCAUCUGUAUUGCUAUUGUUUGAUGGUCUCAAGAGAGCUUAUGCGUACAAAGCUCAAGAGGAAGAAGAUUCUGAUGAAGAGGAGGAAGAAGAUUUUGAACCUGAUGUUUUGGCAAGUGAUGAAGAUGAAAUCAAUGAGGAUGGUGAUUAUUUAGAGUCUCUGUCUAAAACCAUAAAGAAGAAAUCUCCUUUCCCUGUCACCUCAUCUGUGAUUGCUGAUGAUGAUGAAACUUCAGAUGACGAAGAAGCUUAUGAAGAAGCAGAAGAAACAGCAUUAGAAAGUUAUGUCACACCUUUAGACGAUGAAGACUGUGCUAUAGAUGAAUAUGUUAUAUUUAAAGAAAUUAUGCAAAGUCUUAAAACAAGUGAUCCUAAUUGGUACAAUGUUCUCACAUCUCACCUGACACCUGAGCAACAGAGAGCCUGCGAAGAAAUAUUUGUCCUAGCUGAUCAAAGAAAAGCAGCUGCAGAAUCUAAACGAAUAGAAAAAAGUGGUGGUUAUGUGUUUCAAAAUCAAACUGUUCCAACUUCAUUCAAUUUCGGUGGAACCCCUCUCUCAUAGAAACUGGAAAAGAACUAUUUAAUAAAAAGAAAAGCCUCUCCUCACGUACGCUACAGAUGCUCUUUGUUAUGAAUCAAGCUAUUAUGACUUUUCUUUCUCUAUAAAUCCCUGUUGUAAAUUAUUAGGUUUUUUUUUCCUCUUAUUUAUUAUUCAUAAUUUUAGAAUGUCGGAUGGAGGGACAGCACUUCUAUGCUUGAAGAUUAAUAAUUGUGAGUGAAGUUGUGGUUAUUUUUCAUAUGCUUAUCAAUUAUAUUUCGAAUAAAUAUAUAAUUGAUUUAAGAUAAUUAAUAGACAGUCUUGUCUGUUAUUGCUAAAUUAGUCACAAAAAAUGCAUGUUUAUCCAUGAUAGUUCCUUUGUAAUAGUACAUGGAUUGCCAACUACACAAUUUUUUAUAGUUUUUACUAUG